This is a messenger RNA of Erigeron canadensis, 1159 nucleotides long. Its product is annotated as protein SOSEKI 5-like. Bases 145 to 1026 code for a protein of 293 amino acids. Lineage: Eukaryota; Viridiplantae; Streptophyta; Magnoliopsida; Asterales; Asteraceae. The transcript has 3 exons. The record is from RefSeq and is a predicted model, not a curated record.
UUCCCUUUAACUCACACGCAUAAAUAUUACCCCCAUAUAUAUAUAUAUAUAUUAACAAUCAACAAUAUAUAUAUAUAGGAACUUAAGUGAAUUUACCCGCCAUCACUUUCUCCCACCCUUUUUACACACACCGGCCCGCUUUCAAUGUCUUCCGAUUCAAGAAAGACCACACCCGAAAUGUUCAUCCCAAGAUCAAGGCCUAAGAAAAAUCGAAAUCGUGUUAAUGUAGCUACAAAUCGAGAUACGAUGAUCACCAAUAGUACUCCUGAUUCAAGCCCCAUUGUGGUGAAACAUAACAUGUCGCCCGAAGUAGUAAUCACACCACGAAAAGUUCCGGUUUUGUAUUACCUUGCUCAAAAUGGUCACAUUGAACAUCCUCAUCUUAUUGAUGUUCCUUUAUCUUCUCCCCAUGGUCUUUAUCUUAGAGAUGUUAUGAAUACAUUGAAUUAUCAUAGAGGAAAAGGAAUGGCAAAUAUGUUUUCAUGGUCUGUUAAGAGGAGCUACAAGAAUGGAUAUGUAUGGCAUGAUUUAUCAGAAGACGAUUUGGUUGAAGCAACAAACGGUCAUGAUUACGUGCUUAAAGGAUCAGAGCUUCUCCAAACAAAUCCGACUGAGACAACUCUCAGCGCUGACCAUGAAGAAAAUUCUACAACAGCUGCAGCUAUGAUCAGGCGACGGAAUCAAUCAUGGAGCUCGUUCGACAACCCACAAGAAUACAUGGUGGUGAAAUGUGAAUCCAACAGAGAACUGGCAGCAAAGUUUGCUGCAGAUGCAGCAACCCAGACAGACGAGCAGAGGAGGCGACAGAGUUUCGAGUUAGGAAGGAAGGAACCCGUGACGAUGGGAAGUGAAGAGAUGCCUUCUCCACCACCUUCUAACUCGAGCUCAGAAGUGUCUGAGGGGGUGAGUGGACAACGAGAAGUUGAUCAACAGCAGGAUGAUAGCGGACGGAUGAAAGCUUCUCGCGUUCUGAUGCAGUUGAUUGCGUGUGGGGCGCCAUCUCGGUUAAAGAUGCAAACCGGGUAAGUAGUAAGGUAUGCACCAUCCAGGGUGCAGAAUCAAGGCAACACCAAAUGAAUAAAUAUAUAUGUAUGUAUCAUCAUAUCAACAUAUAUGUAAUUAACUUCGUGUUUAUAUGAUGAAAUUUACUGUUUCUAUA